AUGGCUGCAACAGCUGUUAUUGGACGAUCAUUUUCUGAUGCACUUUAUGAACGAUAUUGUGAUUUUGAAUCAUCAUGGGACGAUUUAAAAAGUGGAUGUGAUAUUGUCUUCUUUGUUGGAACAUCACCGAAAAAAACAGAAUCCGGUAUUGUAUUAACAUCAUCAAGUGUUGUAUUGACAGAUGAAAAAAUUUCACAUGUUGGUGAUCCACGUGCUGUUCAACACACUUGUUGUCAUGUUGAACUUGUUGAUAUAUCAUCGAAUGAACUUUCUGAUUGGGAUGAGAUUUCUCUUCUGCUCAAUUCCUUACCACAUGUUAAAAUGAUUAAUAUGAGUUUCAAUCCAUUUCCAACAUCAUUUCAUGUUCUACCAGACGAUAUUCGAUGGCCUAAUCUAAAUACAUUAUGUCUCAAUGGUAGUCGCAUAUUGUUCGAAAUGAUUAUUGAACUUUUGAAAAAAACACCAAAUUUAGAAGAACUUCAGUUAUGUGCUAAUGGAUAUAAAUCAAUCGAACCUCCUUUAACCGACUUUAAACAUUCAAAACUAAAACGUAUUUACAUUUCAAAUAAUGAACUAGAACAAUGGAUGGAUUUAUGUCAGCUAGGUCUAUUAUUUCCACAGUUAGAAACCGUAAUUGCAAGUGAAAAUCCUCUACAAACAUUUCGUUUAAAUAAUUAUCAUGGACAAAUGUUAUUAAAUGUAAUUGAUUAUUUUCCAAAAUUAACGACAUUAAGCGUUAAUCAAGUACAAAUAAAACAAUGGGAUGAUAUCAUUGAGUUAAAUCAAAUUUCAAACUUAAAUACGUUAAGAAUACAUUCAGCACCAUUAUUCAAAUCUUAUAAACGAGAAGAACGAUUCUUUCUUGUUAUUGGUUAUAUGCCAAAAUUAUCAAAAUUUAAUGGUAGUUAUAUAACGGCCAAUGAACGUGAAACAAAUGAACGAAGAUUUAUUCGAUAUUAUGCUGAGAAGGAUGAUAAACCACAAAGAUACUAUGAUUUAAUAAAUAAACACGGUCCAUUAAAACCAUUGGUUGAUAUUAAAAUUCUUACACCUCAUUUGACUACCGUUCAUCUUGUCUAUAAUCAAUAUUCAAUCGAAAAAGAAAUUGAUCUAAGACAAACUGUUCAACAAUUUAAAAAAUUAUUAGAAACAGAAUUUCACGUGCCUGUAGCGCGCAUGAGAUUAUUUUAUAUUGAUGAAGUAGCAUUCAGUAUGGGCGCAUGUGGACCAGAAGAACUGAAAUAUCCACAACGAUUACUACACACCUAUAAUGUACAUGAUCAAGAUAAAUUUUAUAUUGAUCUUAAAAAUGAUAAAACAACAAUAAUAAAAAAACAUUCAGUUUCAAAGACAAAAGAAUCAAGUGUACGUCGAAAAAUGUUAGAUUCAACAUCGGCCCAACAAUCAGACGAAAUUAAUUAUCAACCAAAUUCGUCAAUUUCGAUAUCAUCCCACGAUGACAAACAGUCAGAUAAUCAAGAAGAAAAUCCAUUUUCAUUCAAUUAUAUUCAAACUUUUAAUAAUAAUAAACAACAGCAGAUUCAAGAACAAUUAAUGAAACUAGACGAUAUUGAUCAUUUAUUACCAUCUUUGACUACGAAUAUGACAACAACAACGGCGUAUGAUGACGAUUUGCUCGCUGCUGUUUGUGCUCGUGUGCUAACAACAAUGACAACUUCUUCAAAAUAA
Didymodactylos carnosus is the source of this 1689-nucleotide messenger RNA. Lineage: Eukaryota; Metazoa; Rotifera; Eurotatoria; Philodinida; Philodinidae. The record is from the annotation of a GenBank genome assembly.